AUCUGAGGCUGCGAAAUCUUGAAAAAGAAUCAGAUCUGAUUGUCAAAUUGGAUCAACAGGUCAUCGUUGAGCAUGGCCUUGCUACGACGGAUCAAGCCAGCCUACAGACUCUUCGAUGAAAGUGUUGCUGUCUUUCCGCGUAGAGGUAACGCUGUUUCAUCUUUCAGAACAUUCAACUCUUCGAUCGUGUUCGCGAGACAACAACAAAAACCAGAGAGCAAUAACAAAGUGAAGGACAAUAACGACAGUCAGUUUGGCGGUGUCAAGAGCCUGUCGAUUGACGAGGCGACAAUUAGGAGGCUCGAGAGGCUAGCACUGGUCGGCUUCGAGUACAAACAGAGUAAACGGGUGCUAGAGGAAGCGAUAGCUUUCGCCGAGCGGUUGCGGACAGCUCACAUCGACGAGACGGUACAUCCGAUGUACAGCACCCUGGAGAACAAUUGCAUUUAUCUGCGAGACGACGUGGUGCGACACGACGUCAAUCGGCGCGAGAUACUAAGUAACGCUGUGGUGUUAGAAGAGGAAUACUUUGUUGCGCCGCUGGUGGCGAGCAAGAAGAAAGAAAGUGAGUCUACACAAUGA
Cyphomyrmex costatus is the source of this 582-nucleotide messenger RNA. RefSeq names its product glutamyl-tRNA(Gln) amidotransferase subunit C, mitochondrial (gene GatC). The transcript has a single exon. Gene Ontology annotation, cellular component: mitochondrion; glutamyl-tRNA(Gln) amidotransferase complex. The coding region runs from base 73 to 582 and encodes 169 amino acids. Lineage: Eukaryota; Metazoa; Arthropoda; Insecta; Hymenoptera; Formicidae. Gene Ontology annotation, biological process: regulation of translational fidelity; glutaminyl-tRNAGln biosynthesis via transamidation; mitochondrial translation. The record is from RefSeq and is a predicted model, not a curated record.